Trichechus manatus latirostris (Florida manatee) is the source of this 555-nucleotide messenger RNA. It is a transcript of the gene TSPO2, whose product is annotated as translocator protein 2. Gene Ontology annotation, cellular component: mitochondrial outer membrane. NCBI's taxonomy places the organism in Eukaryota, Metazoa, Chordata, Mammalia, Sirenia, Trichechidae. The coding region runs from base 40 to 555 and encodes 171 amino acids. The record is from RefSeq and is a predicted model, not a curated record. The transcript is spliced from 3 exons.
AUGUUCUCUGCCUCCCCAAAUUAAGUCUCAUCAAGGAGAAUGUGGCCUCAAGGGGCCAUCUUUGUGGCCCUUCCCCACCUGGGGCCCAUUAUGGUCUGGCUGUUUGCCCGUCAUCGAAUACCUGGUUGGUGUAAGAGCCCGAGGAAGGUGCCCUGGUGUCCAUCCCACAAAGCCUUGUUGCUUGUGUGGACAAUCAUCUACUCAAUCAUUGGCUAUGCCUCCUACUUGGUGUGGAAGGACCUGGGAGGGGGCUUUGGGCGGCGCCUGAUCCUGCCUCUUGGCCUCUAUGCUGUACAGCUCACCAUCAGCUGGACCGUCCUGAUUCUCUUUUUCAUGGCCCACAACCCUGGUCUGGCCCUGUUGCACCUGCUGCUGCUCUACGGGCUGGUGGUGAGCACAGCACUCAUCUGGCACCCCAUCAACAAGCUGGCAGCGCUGCUCCUGCUGCCCUACCUGGCCUGGCUCACCGUGACUGCUGCAAUCGCCUACUACCUGUGGAUGGACAGCCAUUGUCCAGAGCACCAGCCUCAGCCCAUGGGGGAGAAGAGCGACUGA